AUGGAUUUGUUCACGUUCACAAAUUCUCAAGCGCGACUAUUAACAGAACUUAUUGGUGCUCAAAAACGUUUAGAGAAUCUAUCAAUUGGCGCUAAUAUAAAUAUAGAUGGAAUAGAUGAACUAGAUAGUUUAUUCUUGGCUUCAUCAUUUACCCAACAAGUAGUAUUCAUUUCAGAUAUACCAAUUUUCAAUUAUUGCACAAAGAUUACCGAAUUAACUUUACCUAAUUUAUUACGGUGGUGUUGUAAAGGAGGAGGAAAUAAAAAGUUUAAUGUAAAAAAUGUAGAACAAGCGUUUACUUUAAGUGAUGAACAUUUCAAAGCUAUUGAAGAAUACCGGGGUUCAAUUUGA
Molecule: messenger RNA, 351 nt
Organism: Diversispora eburnea
Lineage: Eukaryota; Fungi; Glomeromycota; Glomeromycetes; Diversisporales; Diversisporaceae
Source: the annotation of a GenBank genome assembly